This is a messenger RNA of Puccinia graminis f. sp. tritici CRL 75-36-700-3, 1458 nucleotides long. RefSeq lists its product as uncharacterized. The record is from RefSeq and is a predicted model, not a curated record. NCBI's taxonomy places the organism in Eukaryota, Fungi, Basidiomycota, Pucciniomycetes, Pucciniales, Pucciniaceae. The coding region runs from base 196 to 1221 and encodes 341 amino acids. The transcript has 2 exons.
CAUAAAUAUUUAUGUGUGUUGUAUGUAUGUGCUUGAUUUGAAUUGUUUGAAAUGAAUGGCUGCUUGAUCCAGCGAGGGUUUGUUGGGUCUUCGCCCCCUUUUGUAUUAAUGCAGUUCCCACUCUGCCCUUGAACAUUCAACCUUCUCCUUUGCCUCAACCAACCCCAGAAAGACCAGCAGCACUUGGACAUCAACAUGCCAAUCAACGCUGCCACUGGUGCAUCCUGUACCAUCAACCUCCUCCCACCACCACCAACAACAACAUCAUCAUCAUCAUCAAAUGAUCAGAUACCAGAAAAGAUUCCAUGCGAGGAGUAUAAACAUGAGACGACCACCAAUCCGACCACUGGGGCUAUCCAAGAGACUGUGACCAUCGAAUCCCAACAAGCCUGUCCUUUUGAAAUCUUCAUCGACAUCAAACCGACAGCAUACUCAACCCUCACCGCCAACUCAUCAUCAAAAUCAGCCAAACUCAAACCGCAGGACUACGUUAUCCAUACGAUCCUCGACGGGAUCUCUGCAGGAUACUGCAAACGGCCCAAGUCGAAUUCGGAUGGAUCGGUACGGCUGUCUAAGACCUAUUCGAGGGACCAAUCGAGUUUCAGAUCCUACCAAUUCGCGCCGAUCACUCUGGUGGAUCCGGACGACUAUGAUCCUCGGAACCAGAUUCAGGGAUCUGCAAGGGAUCCGACGGAGACGAUCUGCGAGGACGAGAAGGUGAUCAAGUCUCUCGGCACAAUUCAAGUGGAUAUCAUCAGGGCCGAUCUGGUCCAUCGGCGUCGAAAACCUGCCCAAAAUCGGGCCGCUCCCGUCCCGUCUACCAAUCAGAUGUUGUUCUCCGAACGCUCGAAGAAGGCUAGGCUCUUGAACACCGCAGGCUUGUCGAACUAUUCCCCCUCCAACCUGCCUCCUGCUCCUAUGGAAUGGCACAUCAAAAAACAGGAUCCUCAGCCUUUCCUCCAAUUCAUCUUCAAAUACAAGCCGAGAGUGAUCCUCGAGGACGAAGGAACGAUCGCCCGAGAUCCCAGUCACGCUCCUCACAUCAACCAGGACAUCGAGGAUGACGACCAUGACGACGAACAGGAAAGCGAUCGUAAACCGUUCCUCAAGCGCCUCAAAAGCGAAGCCACCACUGAUAAUAAUAAUGAUGAUGAGAAUCAGGAUCGGCAGACGAAAAAACCAAAGAUCAUCGAUCUGACCGGGUCUGAUGACAGUGAUUAGGAUACACACAAUCAUAAUCUUGACUCUCUCUCUCUCUCUCUUCUUUCUGCUAGAUCUACUUCUUGGCCUCUCACUACUGCACACCCAUACACCCACACACCCACACUCUCUUUCUUUCUGGCCCCUUAUUGUUGUUCGAUUACUCUCAAACAUGCCUUAUUUAUUUGGUCUUCUUGUCUGUCUGCUUCUUCGAUUGAGUUUCAGUGAGCUUGUUUAUCUCUAGGAUGAUACAUAAUA